AUGGAAAAGAUUCUUGAACACUAUGAAAUUUAUUCAUAUGCAGAAAAGCAGCUCAAAACAACUAAUGUUGAGUCACCUGUAUGUUUGAAUCUGGAAUAUGCAAAGCUUAAGGCUAGAGUGGAGGUCUUGCAGAGAAACCAAAGGAACUAUAUGGGAGAGGACUUGGAUUCCCUGAGCUUGAAACAGCUGCAAAAUCUGGAAAAUCAGAUUGAUGUUUCUCUUAAACACGUUCGAUCUCGCAAGAACCAACUCUUGAAUGAAUCUAUUUAUGAGCUUCAGAAAAAGGACAAGGCAUUGCAGGCGCAAAAUAACAUGCUUAUGAAGAAGGUCAAAGAGAAGGAAAAAGAAUUGGCUCAAACUUCUCAGCUCUCGUAUCGAAUGAUUUGA
Molecule: messenger RNA, 387 nt
Organism: Fraxinus pennsylvanica
Lineage: Eukaryota; Viridiplantae; Streptophyta; Magnoliopsida; Lamiales; Oleaceae
Source: the annotation of a GenBank genome assembly